UCAUACACUCGCCACGAUGGCAGCCGCUGCGGAAAUUAAGAAAGCAUUUCUGUCCGCUCCUAAGUACGCCGUUGUCGGUGCGUCCAAGGACCAGUCCAAGUUCGGCACCAAGGUGCUCAAGUGGUAUUUGGCGCGCGACAAGGAUGCGACCCCUAUACAUCCGAAAGAGGACGAGCUCGAAGGGAUCACCGCUCUGCGCGCGCUGACGGAUCUUCCGGAUCCCACGAAGACGUCCGUGAGCAUCAUCACCCCUGCCAAGGUCACCCUCGGAGUUCUCGAGCAGGCGAAGGCUCUUUCGAUCCCUGCCCUCUGGCUGCAACCUGGUGCUGAGGAUGAGGCCGUGGUGAAAUACAUCAAAGAAAAUUUGGCGGACAGAGUCAUCUAUGGAGGACCUUGCAUCCUCGUCGAGGGUGAUUCUAUAAUCCGCAGCCUCUCCUAACUCCGACGUACAAAUGAUUGAUACAUCGAUGAAAUCUUGAAUAAUUGGACGGAAAGUUGGAUGCGAGAUGUUCGCUGGUAAUCAACUCUCCCUUCCUUCUCCAUU
Molecule: messenger RNA, 544 nt
Organism: Phanerochaete carnosa HHB-10118-sp
Lineage: Eukaryota; Fungi; Basidiomycota; Agaricomycetes; Polyporales; Phanerochaetaceae
Exons: 4
Coding region: 17-439 (140 amino acids)
Source: RefSeq, a predicted model, not a curated record